Messenger RNA from Staurois parvus, 850 nucleotides. The record is from the annotation of a GenBank genome assembly. NCBI's taxonomy places the organism in Eukaryota, Metazoa, Chordata, Amphibia, Anura, Ranidae.
AGCUGACAUGGACGAUGAUGAUGACGCUGGGCUUCUCGAUUUUAUUGGGGACGCUCAGGCAUUGAAUUAUUAUCUACAUGGAUCGGGAAAUAAAUCUGCUGCUGAUGAAUUAACAGAUGCAGAUUUUUUAGCCUCUAAUUCAAACUCCAUUUUUGCCAAUGCUAGUCUUGCUGAUGCUAAAUCAUCUGCUAAAACUGCACACAGCCCAGAGGAAGAGGAAUCCAAAGAUGGAAUGGAAUUGUCUACUAACAUUCAAUACUUUGAAGAUGAUCUUGAACCAUCCCCUAUGCCGGACCUCACUGAGGACAUCCUACAGAAGUCACUGCAGGAGGCCAAUAUCACGGAACAGAUAUUGGCAGAAGAGGCUUACUUGGAUGCCAGCAUAGAAUCUGGCCAACAGUUUCCUAAUGUUCCAUUUCACACUCAUUCAUCAGCAUCGUUUACUCAGGCCAGCACUGACCCUAGUUACUCAGGCCAAACAUUACAUCCCAUAGGAGUGACCCAUGUGCCUGUAGUUCCACAGCAGUUAGGUGCAUCAUUUGCAGGAAACACCGUGGGUGUGCAGCAUGGUUUUAUGCAACAUGUUGGAAUUAUCCCUGGCCAGCAAAUGCCAAAUAGUGGCCAUGGUAGUUCUGGACAGAUCCAUGUAAUCGGCUCCAUUAAUAGCCAAUCUCCAGUUAUGACUAUAAAUAAUCUUGAUGGUUCCCAGAUUAUACUCAAAAGUGGCCAACAAGUACCUCCCAAUGCUAGUGGGGGGCUUGUAAUACAAAGACAGACUCCAAAUGGCAAUGCCGUUUUCGGAAGCCCAAACACAAGUCCAGCAGGACAACCGGUUGUUCCAUUCAGUAGU